AUGCUAUCGUUCACGUCGGUUGGGCAGGCGUCCCCUGAUGCCUCUCAGAAUAUCCAGACGAUGCGUCUGCGCGACGACCCGCCCCCCAUAACUCAGCCAGCUCGCCCCGCAAAGAAGCGCAAGACCCCGCCCAACAACGCUGCAGACCACCAGCAGCACCAGCAACCAGCCCAGCCCGCCCCGCCUCCUCAGCAACAGCAGCAGCCACCUACCCAACCCCAACCUCCAGCACAGCCCAUCCAGCACGUUCUGCCACCGGCACAUACCAUGAUGCACCCAAUUCCAGGUCCAAUGCCUCCUGGCUACCCCUACGCUCCUGCCGACUACACCCCAGGCGGAAUGCCUCCCAACCACCCCCAUCCAGGCGUGCCUAUCCAGCAGCCCCAGCAGCAGCAGGCCCCGGACCAGUCUCCCCCACCUGCAUCAAACGCCGCAAACAGAACGCUCAGCAACAGCAAACGCGCCGAGCAAAACAGAAAGGCCCAGCGUGCGUUCCGCGAGCGCAGAGAUCAACACGUCAAGGCACUCGAGUCCCGUUCGCAGCUCCUUGACGCUGCCCUGGCCUCUGCUGACGAGGCAAACCGCCGUUGGGAAGAAUGCCGCGCCCUCGUUGAUCAGCUCCGCGUCGAGAAUGCCGCGUUGCGCGCAGCCCUCAGUCAAGCUCACCUGUUGCCUCCCAAUCUCUCUGGUGGCUCUGCCACUACGCACAGUCACACCGUCAGCGGCAAUCUCCCAGAGGAAGCUAAACCCGCGGAAUCCUCCACUGCCGCCGAGACAACCACUGCCGAAUCUGCUGAAAAGUCGUCGGAACAGCAGCAGCAGCAGCAACAACAGCAGCAAGCCUAA
Cyclocybe aegerita is the source of this 846-nucleotide messenger RNA. Lineage: Eukaryota; Fungi; Basidiomycota; Agaricomycetes; Agaricales; Hemipholiotaceae. The record is from the annotation of a GenBank genome assembly.